AUGAAAGGAAAAGUUGUUCUCAUCACUGGUGCUUCAUCAGGAAUAGGGGAGCAAAUGGCUUACGAAUAUGGCAGAAAAGGAGCUGCACUGGUCAUAGUUGCCAGGAGGGAGAACAAGCUACAAAAGGUUGCCGAAAGAGCUCGUGGGCUUGGAUCUCCUGAUGUUCUUCCUAUUUGUGCUAAUGUAGCCAAUGUUAAUGAAUGCAAGCGUUUUGUAGAUGAAGCCAUCAAUCACUUCGGCAGAUUGGAUCAUCUGGUGAAUAAUGCGGGAAUUGUCAGUGUCUGCCCAGUUGAAGAUGCACCUGAUAUUACAAAUUUUAAGCCUAUAUUGGCAAGUAAAGCAGCAUUGAUAAGCUUCUAUGAGGCAAUGAGAGUUGAAUUGGCUCCUGAAAUAACAAUAACCAUUGUAACUCUCGGAUUUAUAGACUCAGAAAUGUCCCAAGGAAAACAGUUAUCCAAGGAAGGUGUUGUUCAAGUGGAUCGAAAACUGAGAGAUGUUGUUGUUGGGGCAAUGCCAGUGAUGAGUUCCAGCACUUGUGCAAAAUCCAUUGUUGAAGCCUCAUGCCGGGGAGAGAGAUAUGUGACCGAACCAAAAUGGUUUAGUGUGUUCAUCAUGCUAAAGAGUUUGUGCCCCGAACUGGUUGAGUUGUAUUACCGGACCUUUCACUUCAAGCCAAUCGUUUCAGGGAGAAAUGUUACCAACAAUAUGGUAACUCCGCUGCUGCUGAAUAAAGCAGACUAA
Messenger RNA from Ilex paraguariensis (yerba mate), 741 nucleotides. Lineage: Eukaryota; Viridiplantae; Streptophyta; Magnoliopsida; Aquifoliales; Aquifoliaceae. The record is from the annotation of a GenBank genome assembly.